AAACGAUUAAUUCUAAGUCAGACUUUGGUAUUUGAUAAGUGAGAAUGUCCGAAUCUACAAUCUCGUGUCGUGACUGAAACCCAUUUUUACCUUAGAACUCACAAAAUUAGAUUAAGUCAAUCAAGAAAUUAACAGAGAGAGGAGAAUUGUGAGAUGGGUUGCUUCGCUUGUUUCGAUGGCGGAAGCAAGCAGCGCCAACGAGAAGAGGAGCGUUUGGCCUCCGAAGAAGCCCGCGCCAAAGCCGCCGAAGCUGCCCAGAAAAGGCAAGAGCAAUUUGAGCAAUCCGCAGCAGGAAGAGCUGCAAAAGCACAGCUAGCGGCUGUUGCAAAACAAAACGCAAACACCAACAAAGGUGAACCAGUUCUUAAGUGGCAAAUGGGAUGAGGUUACACUUCAUUGCUAGACCUUCAAGCAUACCAAGUGAGUAUACGAGUUGCUUUUGUCGACCAUAUUUCCUCUCAAUUUCUUUAGUACAAUAGACCAUAACCGAUUAUACCAUGGUGCUCCUAAGGCUUCUUUUUCCUAUUUGCUGUUUUUUCUUUUUGCCCUUUUCUGCAUGGUGAAGAUGCUGAGGCGCGAAUCGAUUAUGUGUUUCUUUAGCCUAUUAUAUCGCCUCCACAACGGAUAGAAUGUAACUGCUCUGUUUUUUUUUUUUCUUCAUGCAGAUUUAUGAACAUAUAUGGCUUGACAAAGUUCAUCUAUCUAUCAAUGUGGAGGCAUCUUUUUAUUCUUAAAAAUGUAAGUCUCUGUAUAGAAGUGUGGAUAAACUGAAUAAUUUCUCGUUGUAUUAUGCUCGAUGUCUCAACUAAUUGCUCUGUAACUUGUGUUGGUAUAUUAUAUAAAGAUGGCUCUCACUUUUCUUCGAAGGAAA
Messenger RNA from Salvia miltiorrhiza (redroot sage), 871 nucleotides. RefSeq lists its product as uncharacterized. NCBI's taxonomy places the organism in Eukaryota, Viridiplantae, Streptophyta, Magnoliopsida, Lamiales, Lamiaceae. The transcript is spliced from 3 exons. The coding region runs from base 154 to 384 and encodes 76 amino acids. The record is from RefSeq and is a predicted model, not a curated record.